Drepanopeziza brunnea f. sp. 'multigermtubi' MB_m1 is the source of this 288-nucleotide messenger RNA. The record is from RefSeq and is a predicted model, not a curated record. Lineage: Eukaryota; Fungi; Ascomycota; Leotiomycetes; Helotiales; Drepanopezizaceae.
AUGUUUGAAAGGCAUUUACAGCAAAGAAGAGCUCGUGAGGGUGUGUUCGCCACACUCAACGAGCUCCCAAAAGGAAAGCCUUUUUCUUGCGACCUAUUGAGGCUUGCUUCUACUGGUCAAAACCCUAGGAAUCUCACAGUGUCGGAGCCAAAGCUUCAAGCUAUUAAAGAGCGAUUCUCUAUGCCUAGCUACGAAAAGCUGAAGGCGAGCUUGGAGCUCUUAUGGAAGGAGAAUAGAGCUUCUACUAGCGAGGGCAAGUCCAAAUACCCUGGAAGUGUAGCUGCCUAG